GCUGCAUUAUACGCACGUUAACAAGCACGAAUGCAUAAUAAAGUGUAAGGGAACAUUUAUAUCAGCUCAAGCUAGUCACUCUGUGCAAUAGCUAAUCAAGAGAUAGCAUUAAAAGAACUUCAUAUACAACCAAAGCUAGAGACACUCAAGGCAGUCUAACUGUAUCCAGUCACUUGCAACAAUCAGCAGCUAUGGAUAACAGCCAGACCUAUAACUGUAUGAACCCUGCCUUCAAUGGCUACCCUCCGCAGCUAUCCCAGGAACAAAACCUUGUCCUGCAAAAUACAACCAUCUACGAAGAUAUUAGAUCACCAACGUCGAUUCCAAGCAGCGAUAAUGCAACUUUGAAGAACUUUCAAGCUUGGCCAUCGCAGAAGAUCAUCAUCACUGGCAUCAACAAGAAAACGAAGUGUUGUAUAGCCACCCCGAUAUGUCUUGCUUUACUGCUAUGUCUAUUGCUAGCUGGCACGGCUGCAUUAGCCGUAAUAACAUAUCUAGAAGUCCGCUUAUUGAAAAUGGAGGCCAAUAAUAUGCCAGUAAUCAUCGGCAAUGAAGAUCUAAUGAUGACCGUUCAAAAUUUGGAACAACAGCUGAUUGAAAUGAACGAGACUUAUCACACAAAAAUCUUUGAGUUGGAAACAAAUUUUAACGAUAAAAUUGACAAUAUUCAAAUAUACAAUCUGAGUUCUAACGUAAUAGCGGAGAUUGUUGUCUUGGUAACAGAGCUGAACACGACGCAAGGCAGGCUUUGGUAUUCACUGGCUAAUCUGACUGCUCGAGCGGACACAGAGCUGGAUAUAUACGAGGACUGUAGUCAGGAGACUAUCAGCUGCAAUCAGAGUGGAGAUGGCAACAACACAGACUACACAAGAGAGUGUUACACAGAGCAAGUGGACAUUAACACAACCGGCCACUACACCACAGACAUGCACUGUGAGGUGACUACUACCGCAGCCUCACACUAUCUACACUCUGCUACUCUACUCACGGAGGACAAUAGAACACGUUGUCAAUGCUCUGUUAUUAAAGUCAAUGCCACCACCGGAAAUAUCGAAGAGCUACCGUCAACUUUGGACCUAGAUUGUACCCUGCUUAUAACAAGAUGUCCGCUGCUACUAUACCUCCCCUGAGGCACAACACAAGCAGAGCCUGGAAAAUAAACUAAAGAGAAACAUGCCUAACAUUAAUUUUUUUGUUCAAUUUUGUAAUUCUUGUAUAAUUUAUUGUAUUACUAGAA
Molecule: messenger RNA, 1237 nt
Organism: Halichondria panicea
Lineage: Eukaryota; Metazoa; Porifera; Demospongiae; Suberitida; Halichondriidae
Exons: 2
Coding region: 192-1130 (312 amino acids)
Source: RefSeq, a predicted model, not a curated record